UCAGAAAUUGAGUGGAGUCCCACGAUGGGAGUGUGUCUCUUCAUGAGGGCAAUGGCUGUGGUGUUGCUAAUAGCAGCAACCGGGGCUGUACGCGCACUCGUCCAACACACCAUAGAGGUGAUGAAGCCAGGGCGAAGCAUGAAAGAGAUAAUCGUCAGGUCGGACAUCGCGUCCAGCCCACGACAAGAACGGCUGCAAACCUGGCGAAAACACGGGCGGUGUCCUGGCGGAACCGUGCCCAUACGGAGGGCCUCGCCCAACGCCAACACAGAUGCCAUCUCCGCCCUGCACAAACGAGGCCAUCGGGAGGUUGCCGCUGCUUAUGGAACUGACGGGCCGUACCACGGGCUUCGGGCAAACGUACCCUACUGGAGAGUUGAUGGUGUGCACCACGACGAGUUCUCCAUGAACUACAUCAUGAUUGGCUAUACGCUGGACAGGAGCUACAUUCCGAGGCCAGGGGCUGAGCCGCCUGCAAAGCUCACCAAUCAGAUUAUUGUUGGACUCGUGGCCUGGCCCGCUUUAUACGGAGACUCCCUACCGAGACUGUUUGUAUAUCACACCAACGACGGCGGGGUGAAUCACCACUGUUACAAUCACGAGUGUGGAGGCUUCACCCUCACCAACAACAAAUACGCGCUCGGCUGCUCGUGGAGCGGCCCUGGCUCAGAGGUCGGAGGCGAACGACGUAGCAUCACACUGGGCAUACACAGGGACGACGCCAAGCUGAUCUGGUGGGUGUCGGUGAUGGACGUGGACAUCGGCUACUACUCGGAGGACGCGUUCGACACGGCCUUCCCCGAGGGUUCGUACGUGGAGAUGGGCGGACGGGUGCUCAACACCAGGCCAGGAGGGAAGCACACCAGGACGCCCAUGGACAACGGCAUGCCCGCCUGCGCCGGCUCGCGCUUCGCCGCCACCAUCUUUGAGUACCUCGGCGUCAACGCCGGCGGGCAGCUCUUCUUGGACGCCCCGGACAGGACGGUCACCACGACGCCCGGCUGCUACGGCGCAAAACCCAUCGGCUUCAGCGCCGGCAGGGCCGGGUACGUGGUCGCAUACGGGGGUCCAGGGGGCAUCUACUGCGACCAGCCAUGCUGCUAACUACGUACUUGUAUACUGCAACUACUAGCUGGAUCUGCAAUCGCAGUAGAACCGUACCGUACCGGUGGAGAUGUUUCUUCUUUUAACAUCCAGCGUUGACUGGCUUCAUUUGAUUUAGCAGAGAAGCAGGGGAGAUGUAAUCUUCUCAUGUGGAAUGAACAAUCGGUUUUGCUAAAUCUCACUCCAAGUCUCAAUCGAUUGCAUGUAUUGACAAUAGAAAAUCUAUCCAAAGGUUUGCGAGAAUGUACCAAGGUCACACAAAAGAGGCCACCAUCAUA
Messenger RNA from Hordeum vulgare subsp. vulgare (domesticated barley), 1382 nucleotides. RefSeq lists its product as uncharacterized. The transcript has 6 exons. The coding region runs from base 25 to 1104 and encodes 359 amino acids. NCBI's taxonomy places the organism in Eukaryota, Viridiplantae, Streptophyta, Magnoliopsida, Poales, Poaceae. The record is from RefSeq and is a predicted model, not a curated record.